CCUGGUCUGCAGCACCAUGCUGGAUCCCAAGCCUCACUCUGCAAACCAGAGGUAAAUCCAGGUGAAAGCCACCUAGGUGUCAGGAUGACCAAAGCACGUCUCUUCCGUCUCUCUGUGGUGCUGGUCUCCAUCUUCAUGAUCCUCCUGAUCAUCGUGUACUGGGACAACGUGGGAACGGCUCACUUCUACCUGCAUACGUCCUUCUCCAGGCCUCAUUCCCCAGGAGCCAUCCCUGGUAUCACAGCAGGUGAAGGCUGGGAAGCCUUGCCUGAUGUGGAUGAAUUUUUGGCAAAGCUGCUUAGUUCAAGCCCAAAACAAAAUAGUUCUAUCCCCCAAAAGACACAGCAGCUACUUGUCCAGGGCUCUAGCAAGCCCGUGGUGAGCAAUUUGGAGGAGAAUGUGCGGGGCUAUGACUGGUCUACACACAAUGACAGAAACAGCCUGGACCAAGAGAAGCUUCAGCUAGAAAGGCAGAGAACAUUGCGGGAGUUUUGUGCCAAUUCCAGCUUCACCUUCCCUACCAAGGAGCGCUCCUUUGAUGACAUCCCGAACUACGAGCUCAACCACCUGAUUGUGGAUGACCGCCACGGCAUCAUCUACUGUUACGUCCCCAAGGUGGCCUGCACCAACUGGAAACGGGUGAUGAUUGUGCUAAGUGAGAGCUUGCUGGACCAGGGGGUCCCCUACCAGAACCCUCUGGAUAUCCCCCGGGGGCACGUCCACAACACCAGCACCCACUUGACCUUCAACAAAUUCUGGCGCCGUUAUGGGAAGUUCUCCCGGCACCUCAUGAAGAUCAAGCUGAAGAAGUACACCAAGUUCCUCUUUGUACGAGACCCUUUUGUCCGCCUCAUCUCUGCCUUUCGCAGCAAAUUUGAGCUGCAGAAUGAGGAGUUCUACCAGCGUUUUGCCAUCCCCAUGCUGAAGCUCUACUCCAACCAUACCAACCUUCCCACCUCUGUUAGAGAGGCCUUUGGGGCAGGCCUUAAAGUCUCCUUUUCUGACUUCAUCCAGUACUUACUGGAUCCGAGGACAGAGAAGAUGGUCCCUUUCAAUGAGCACUGGAGGCAAGUUUACCGGCUGUGCCAUCCGUGCCAAAUAGACUACGAUUUCAUCGGAAAAUUGGAGACGCUGGAUGAGGAUGCUGCUUAUCUGUUGCAGCUCCUCAAAGUGGACAGGCUGCUUCGCUUCCCCCCCAGCUACCGGAACAGGACUGCCAGCAGCUGGGAAGAUGACUGGUUUGCCAAAAUCCCCUUGGCUUGGAGGCAGCAGCUCUACAAGCUUUAUGAAGCAGAUUUUAUACUCUUUGGCUACCCCAAGCCAGAAAACUUGCUUAAAGACUAGAAGUGAUUGGGUACUAGAAGUGAUUGGGUGUGGUGGGUGUGGGAGGGAACAUCUGAAAUACCAAAAAUGUUUAAAGCCUUCUCAUUUUUGCUCUUAACUCCCUUCCCCAUACAGGUUGGUACAAUGGAAUAUAUUUUUUCUACUGCUUCCCCUUCCAUUUUUGCAAUAGUACCAGAGUCCAGGGUAUUCCAGCCAGCUGCGCAUAUGCAAAAAAAAACAAGCCAGUUGCGUUUUUUUAAUCAUCAUGUUUUCAGUUUUUUUAAAUGUUCUCACGUUUUACAAUGGGCUACUCCCUUGGUCACUCUGUCAGCUGUGUCCUUCAGUAGCUUUUUAUUAAUACUUUUUAAAAAUUAAUAUAUUUAAGAUAUUUAAUACAGGGUGCGUGUCGUGGCAAAGGAAGGGGUGGAAUAAAACAAAGUAAAAGCAAAACCCAAGAAA
This is a messenger RNA of Apaloderma vittatum (bar-tailed trogon), 1782 nucleotides long. It is a transcript of the gene CHST12, whose product is annotated as carbohydrate (chondroitin 4) sulfotransferase 12. The coding region runs from base 85 to 1344 and encodes 419 amino acids. The record is from RefSeq and is a predicted model, not a curated record. Gene Ontology annotation, biological process: proteoglycan biosynthetic process; carbohydrate biosynthetic process. Gene Ontology annotation, molecular function: sulfotransferase activity. Gene Ontology annotation, cellular component: membrane. The transcript is spliced from 2 exons. Lineage: Eukaryota; Metazoa; Chordata; Aves; Trogoniformes; Trogonidae.